Arachis stenosperma is the source of this 2599-nucleotide messenger RNA. RefSeq lists its product as uncharacterized. The record is from RefSeq and is a predicted model, not a curated record. Lineage: Eukaryota; Viridiplantae; Streptophyta; Magnoliopsida; Fabales; Fabaceae. The coding region runs from base 224 to 2287 and encodes 687 amino acids. The transcript has 10 exons.
UUUUCUUGUUAGCAACGUUUUAUAAUUUUCACCCUAGUGCAACUACUGCAGGUUCUUCUCUUGUUUCUCUGAGCAGUACCAUUUUCGGUGCAUCCAAAUCUACUCCUCAGCUGUUUUUGUUUCUUCUUCGGAUAGUCACAGAAAUCUUUUUGUUUUUCAACCGAUCUCGUUUUGCCCGUGUAGAAUCUUGUAAACCCUCUUGGUAGGCCUUUGGUGUGAAUAGAUGCCAGUUGCUAAACUCACGGCCUCUGGCUCUCCUGAUGUCAUGAAAACAGAAGACAGAAAUGAUUCUAUAGAUACCAUCAUCAGACAAGCAAUUGGAAAGGAACCUUUCCUUUCUUUUCCUAGGGCUGGUGACAGCCCUGUACAAUGGAUUCAAUUACUCCAUGCUUUAGACCAGCAAGAACUUCCAGGGUGGCCUUUGCUUUCUCCUGUGAAGGUUCAGUUGCAGAAGUGUGACAAGUGUUCUCGAGAGUUUUGCUCUCCCAUUAACCAUAGAAGACAUAUGCGUGUACACCAUCGAUUGAAGAAGCUUGAUAAGGAUUCUAAGAAAAACCGAGAUCUUCUAGGAGCUUAUUGGGAUAAGCUCUCUAUAGAAGAGGCAAAAGAAGUUGUGUCAUUCAAGAAUGUAAUGUUGGAGGAAGUUCCAGGGUCUUCAAUUUUAAAUGCUUUGGCAAGUCUUACUCAAAAACAAGGAUUUUCUUCUCUUCCACAGUAUUAUCUUAAGGCUGGUUCUGCCCUUCUGGAUAUUGUCGAAUCGAGGCCUUCAAGCUUUCCUAUAUCUUCCCAAGAGUUGUUCAGUAUACUUGAUGAUUCCAGUGAAAAAACAUUUUUGUGUGGGACAGCAGUGUCAAUGCAAAGAUAUGUUUUUGAUGGAGAGGCUGGAAAGAUUGGUCUUGAACCAAAAAACAUAGUUGCUUGCACUAGUUUCUUGGUAGAGCAGAAAUUGGUGAAGGCAUGGCUUGCAGACAAAGAAGCUGAAGCAUUGAAGUGUCAGAAGCAGCUAGUUGAGGAGGAAGAAGCUGCUCAGAAAAGACAAGCUGAGAUUUUGGAGAGGAAACGCCAGAAAAAGCUUAGACAAAAAGAACAGAAGGGGAGGGAACUGCUCGAAGAUGACAUUGAAAUUAAACGGAACAUCAAUAGCACAGGAGAGGCUGUACUAUCUGCAGAAACAUCUUUGGAUACGUGUGUCUUUGAAGCACAUAAUUCUGAUACAUUUGCAGAUCAUGCUUCUUCACCACAUGCAUCCGCCUGUCACUUUCCUGACAUUUAUGAAGGUGCUGAAAGGGAGACACACUCAGGGUAUGAAUGUGACACUGAUCAAAAUAUUGAGCGACAAACAUCCCACAGACAUAGUCGUCGACGCAUGAUGGUUGCGAGACAGCAAGGACUGCCAAAAUCACAGUGGGCUGUAUCCAACUGUUUACAUGCGAGCCCAUAUUCUCAAUUAUCAAAGCAUGGAGUCAUUCAGAGAUAUGGGACAAACCGGGAUCAAAGAGUGACUUCUAUUACUAAUGGGAUGAAAGUUUGGAGUCGAAAGCCUAAACCAGAUAUUGAUGGGAUGGUUUCAAAAGCCAGACUGCAAAAAGAACCAGACAAGGUUAAGAAUCAUGAAGUAUUGAUAGGAUCUAUAUCUGUAACUCUAAGCAAUUGCAGCCAAUCAGUGGGUAGCCUUGUGGCAUCUCAUGGUGAUGAUAUUGUGGAGAAUCCGACAAAGCAGUGUACUGUACAGGAGAAGCCAGUGAAACCUGAUUCUUCCCAGAGUAGCAACAACCCAUUAACAGUGAAGUUUUGGCGGCCAAUUGGCAAACAUGGAACCAAAGACCCAUUUCCACUUCAAAAUGGUAGGGCUGGAGCUGAAGCUGAUACUUAUGAAAAAGAGGAUCAAACUUUGUCAGGUCAAAGUAGUUUAAGGGUGUAUAGUAUAGAUCAUAGUGAUAUUGGUUUCGGGAACAAGUUUCCCGAUUUUGGUGCUAAAGCAUAUCCAAGAAGCCUUUUCUCCAGACAUGCUGCCAAAGUCUUUCUUGCACAAAGAUGGAAAGAAGCUAUUUCAUCAAACCAUGUGAAAUUGGUUGUUUCGCCUGAUUCUGAACCGCGUGAAUGCCAAGAGGUACAAGAUCGUGAACUGACAGCAUCUCAAUUUUCUAAUGCCGAUAGAUAUGGCACUGUUGCAAAUGCAGAGAAUCAAUUGCAUGCAACCUCCGAAGUUACUAAAUCCAAAACCAAAAUGAAGCCUAAAAAGGGAAUCAAGAUAAAGUAUAUUCCCAAACAAAAAGCAGCUACCUAGUAGGAACUAGGAAGGAAGUAAGAAAGAGAAGAAAUUUGAUUUAUUUAAUUAUACAGAUACGCACAGUUUUGACUACUUGCCGAUCAAUUUCUUAACAGAGGUUCCAGUUUUAACAAUGGUCUUCUCUAAGAAAAUUGAAGAUGGGUUUUUGCCAGAAAGAUGUCUUCUUUAUAUUUUUGUUUUUCUUCAAAUGAUGUCAUAAGGGAUUGUGUAAGUUUGUUUUUUUUUUCUUGUGGCAUUAUUUACGAAAUUUUGUGUAAUAAAUUUGUUUAAUUGAUUAUAGAAUUGCUAUUUUUUUUUCUUAAAUAAAAG